CUCAUCGGCAGCACCGGAGUUCAAUUCGUCACCCGUCCCCCUCAAUGCCACCGUCUCCCUCCGCUCCUAGGCGCACCCUAGUGCCUCCCUGCCCCGGCACCUGGGUGGGUUCCCAGGCUCCUCCCCAGAGCUGACUUCGAGCCCCACGCCCUACAGGCCCACGGCUGCCAUGGCAACCGUACGCCGCCGCCAUCGCCUCUACACGCACGUCGCGAACUAACGGACUCCGCGGCGGCGGCGGCGGCCUAUGCCCCACCCCCACCCCACCUGGACCGCAGCAAAACGGUCGGUCGACCUGCGGCACCUAGGUCUCUGAAAGAUGAAUUUGGCUGAGAUUUGUGACAAUGCAAAGAAAGGAAGAGAAUAUGCACUUCUUGGAAAUUAUGACUCAUCAAUGGUAUAUUACCAGGGGGUGAUACAGCAGAUUCAGAGACAUUGCCAGUCAGUCAGAGACCCAGCUGUCAAAGGCAAAUGGCAGCAGGUUCGGCAGGAAUUAUUGGAAGAAUAUGAACAAGUUAAAAGUAUUGUCAGCACUUUGGAAAGUUUUAAAAUCGACAAGCCCCCAGAUUUCCCUGUGUCCUGUCAAGAUGAACCAUUUAGAGAUCCUGCUGUUUGGCCGCCCCCUGUGCCUGCAGAACACAGAGCUCCACCUCAGAUAAGGCGUCCCAAUCGAGAAGUAAGACCUCUGAGGAAAGAAAUGCCAGGAGGAGGAGCCCGGGGACCUGUAGGCCGAGCACAUCCUAUAUCAAAGAGUGAAAAACCCUCUACAAGUAGGGACAAGGAUUGUAGAGCAAGAGGGAGAGAUGACAAGGGGAGGAAAAAUAUGCAAGACGGUGCAAGUGAUGGUGAAAUUCCAAGAUUUGAUGGUGCUGCAUAUGAUAAGGAUCUGGUGGAAGCCCUUGAGAGAGACAUUGUCUCUAGGAAUCCUAGCAUUCAUUGGGAUGACAUAGCAGAUCUGGAAGAAGCUAAGAAGUUGCUAAGGGAAGCUGUUGUUCUUCCCAUGUGGAUGCCUGACUUUUUCAAAGGGAUUAGAAGGCCAUGGAAGGGCGUGCUGAUGGCCGGGCCCCCAGGCACUGGUAAGACCAUGCUGGCUAAAGCUGUCGCCACUGAGUGUGGCACAACAUUCUUCAACGUCUCGUCUUCCACGCUGACGUCGAAAUACAGAGGGGAAUCUGAGAAGUUAGUUCGUCUGUUGUUUGAAAUGGCUAGGUUUUAUGCCCCCACCACCAUCUUCAUUGAUGAGAUAGAUUCUAUCUGCAGUCGAAGAGGAACCUCUGAUGAGCAUGAGGCAAGUCGCAGGGUCAAGUCUGAGCUACUCAUUCAGAUGGAUGGAGUUGGAGGAGCUUUAGAGAAUGACGAUCCUUCCAAAAUGGUUAUGGUAUUGGCUGCUACUAAUUUCCCAUGGGACAUUGAUGAAGCAUUGCGAAGGAGAUUAGAAAAAAGGAUAUAUAUACCUCUCCCAACAGCAAAAGGAAGAACUGAGCUUCUGAAAAUCAAUCUUCGGGAGGUUGAAUUGGAUCCUGAUAUUCAACUGGAAGAUAUAGCAGAGAAGAUUGAGGGCUAUUCUGGUGCUGAUAUAACUAAUGUUUGCAGGGAUGCGUCUUUAAUGGCAAUGAGACGACGAAUCAAUGGCCUAAGUCCAGAAGAGAUCCGUGCACUUUCUAAAGAGGAACUUCAGAUGCCUGUUACCAAAGGAGACUUUGAAUUGGCUCUUAAGAAAAUUGCUAAGUCUGUGUCUGCUGCAGACUUGGAGAAAUACGAAAAGUGGAUGGUUGAAUUUGGAUCUGCUUGAAUUUCUGUCAGCUCUUUCAUUUCUGGUAUUUUUGUUUAUAAAAUGUGAAGAAAUUCCAGCAAUUUUUUAAAAAAACAGGUUUGGAACUUUACAUUGGAGAGAUUUUCUCUUAAAGAAAAAAUUUAAAACACAAAAGAACAUACAUAUACUUGAGAAGUAAGAAAAGCUUACAUAGAGAGCCUGAUAUCCACAUAUCCAUGCAUUAUAGUUGCACACCCUAACCAGAGUGUUGGGGGCUGAAGAAAGCAACCAGUGUGCUAUCGUAGAAACUUGUUUACAGAAAAUGUAGAGGGAGCUCUGUUUCUCACUAGUGUUCAUUGUUUUUUAGUUUUUUCUAUUCUUUGCUCUGAACUUGAGGGACCUAUAUCUGUUGGCUUUUAACAUCAAAACUGGGUUUGUGUCAGAUCUAUUAUUUGUUGUUAAGAAUUAUGGUUUUGGAUUAAAUAAUGAAUCUGCUAGUUAAACCUUUAGAAUUCACCUACUACUGUUAGAGUCUAUUAUAUAGUUUGAAUUUUCCCUUCCCUUCCCUCACCAUUCCCUCUACUAGCUAUUUAAUCACUUAUUGAGCUUUAUGGGGGAAUAGCCUCAUGCUUUGUGGUUUUUGAAUCCUUUUGCCAAGUGGCUUCUCUGGUUUUCAGUAUUUGUUUUGAUGGCCGUAUUUUACAUUGGAAGGGUGGAAAGAACAUCAUGCUUGCAUAAGAUGCUCUUUUUCAUUCUAGACCUCUGAGUUUGUUUUCACUUUUCUUUCAAUAUGUUCAACAGAUAAACCCUUGAUUUUUCUCAGCUCAAACAUUGUUUUUUGCUGAAUUUGCCUUUCAUAUUCUAAAUAAAUGCUUUGGUAUUCUAAACAAGUCCACUCUCUUGUGGCUAAUGCAAAACAAACAAAGCAAAAUCUUUAUGACUUUCGAGACAGCUUGUUUAUUAACAAAAUAACAUCGUGCAUAAUGAACAACGAACAUUUAAGAAUCAUUCCUUGUCUAGGUUGAGUGCUUGUACGCACGCUAAGAUUAGGUUAGAAAUAUGAUAUGCCCAUUCUUUUCAGCAGGAAUUAGACCGUUAGAAGGAGGCCAGAAAAGGAGAGGCCAUGUAUCUGUCACAAGUAGAGUAGCCUAGUGUUAAUUUUAAAAAAUUACAUUUAUCCUGUUUUGAUUGGGCAACCUCUGCUUUAAUAGUCAAGCUUAAAAAAAUUUGUAUUUGAUGAUAUCCUGAAUUUUCAAUUUUGGACAGCAACUACUAGUUUAAAACCAGAAAUAACAUAUAGCUUUUUUGACAGUUAAACUCUUAGCAGCUUCCUUAAGAGAUUUCUUCCCCCUACUUAGAACCAUAUACCACAGUAUUCAUCUAAUGCUUUAAAUUACCCCCCUUUCCUCUGAGGCAUAGAUUUAUAAGAGUUAAAAUCAUGAGAUAUCAUGAUUUUAUUUUAAUUGAUUUAGUUCAUCUUAGAAGUUGAAAUGAGAGAACUUUCCUUUUAUUCAUGAACUUUUAAAAUAAAGAAAUAAAUAAUCCCACUAAGAUAAUCUUGCAGACUAUUGCCAUCCAGUAAGUUAUUUUUUUCCCGAAGUCCUAGGGGCAGUCGUUAAAACCUUAGUGUUUUGAUUGCCAAAACUUGUUUGCAUAGUUUAGUCAGCCCAUUUUGCUAGAUUUCAUGUAUUUGUCUUGGCUUACAUUUCAAUUUUUUUCUGAAUUCUUCAUGCAUAAUAACGUGGUAAUUGUGAUUUUUUAAAAACUAUCAGUUGAGCAGUAUUUGGAGACUCAAGCCUCCUAGGAGCUUAUCUUUACUGUGUUAAGUCAGUCCGGUGUGUUUUUUAUUUCCAUUGUUUCUCACUUUGCUCUGUCAGUGGAUGGUGAAUGCUUUGUGUGUAUUAACCCCUUAAAGGAUCCUGAGGAGAUCCCUGGGGCGUUCUGUCCGACCUUUCCUGCACAUGGUAUGUGCAUUGUCUUUAUUGCAAGGCUGUGUUGCCUUACCCAGAAUGAGAGCAUUUUUGUGUUUUAUUUUCUUUUUUCUGUUGUAUUAUCAAAUUAGAAAGAUUUGGUUCCUUUCAUUCCUCUGAAAACCUGAGUGUUUGGGGUUCUUCAACACAGUGAUGUCGGGACUAAGUUUUCUACACUUCUGUCUCGCAGUUAUCUGAUCAGAUAAUCCUCCAUCUUAGUAGGCUCAUGUUGGUUGCCUGCUGUGUGCCUGUCCCUUGGGUGGGCGCUCUGUGGCCACAGAGUUGGACCAGGCAGUGCAGUACCGACUGGGCACUUCCUGUAAUUACACCGUGUAGCUUCUGGCUCCCACGAAUGAAACGAUUUCAGUUUAUAAAUGGAAGGCACAGUAACCUGCGAGUUGCUUUGGAAAGAUAACAUAUAAACGUUUUUCUCUCUUUAAACUUGCUUUAAAAUUAGAAGUGGUAUCCAUUUGCUUGAACAACAGGACUACUAUAGAUCUUGGCUAUUUUCAUGAACAAUUUUUGUCAUUUCCCAAGCUACAUGUUUAUUGUAAACACCUACACAUGCAAUUAUGGCAAACAUGUAAACGUGUUACAUGUUUACUGCAAACAUUUUGCUUGCACAAUUCCUUUACUUUUAAAAGGAAAUGAAUAUUAAUUGAAUGUGCCAGACAAACGGCUCUCUAAUGGAGGCCGAAACCUUCUAGUAAUCCAUGUAGAAAAUAGACGAUGGCGUCACAGACUUUAUCUUCAGUCAGCAGCAGUGUGGGCAUUCCAGAACGACCAGACACACUUUGGGCUUGGACCUCUACCUCCCAAAAUGCCAAGACAGCUUGGAAGAGGUAACAUGUUGUGGUCUAGCUGCCUAACUGGGGGUUUCGUUUGGGCUCCAGAGACUGCAGUUUUUAUGAUGUGAUAUUUGACUGUCCAAACAUAGGCUGAAAUCACUAAUUACUCAAAAAGUGAGCAAGCAAGUGUCUGGUGAAUCUGCCGUAAAAAAACAUACAUGUACAUCAGGAAAAAUGUGUGUACACAGCCCAGAUUUUCAGUAUAAGUGUCACUCUUUCACUUUGCUACAUGCAGCCUGACUCUUCUGAACAGAAAGUGUUGGUACUGUAGGUUUCGAACACCUUGAGUUUGUUUGAAUCCCCUCCUUGGAAGUUUCUGUCUACACUGCCAUAUCCAUGAUGAGAAUCACAGACCAGCUGACGCGGUUCUGUCUCACUUUCCUUACCCUAGCAACCUUGAGACAAAGUGAAGGAUGAGGCAGGUGUUGCUUGGCAUGUGGGCUUUGGCUCCUUCUGUGUUGUCUUGAUUAUUGAAUCUUUUGGCAUAAUAGUAGAUUCCCACUCCUCCUUUUCUCUUGUGAAUGAUAAGUCACCUCAGGGUGUUUCCUGUGUGAUAGGCAUAAAACGUUAAGGAUAAUUGUUGGCCUUUUCCAAGAAAGGGCCACUUUAACCAUAUUUAGAAACAAUAGUAAUCCUUCUUUUAACAUUUGUUUUGUAUCUUCUGUUCCAUAAUGGUUUUGAUUGUGUAGUAGUUUGUACAUACCACUUAAUUUGUGAUGUACAUAAUUUUUUUUUUUUUUUUUUUUUGCGGUACGCGGGCCUCUCACUGCUGUGGCCUCUCCCGUUGCGGAGCACAGGCUCCGGACGCACAGGCUCAGCGGCCAUGGCUCACGGGCCCAGCCGCUCCGCGGCGUGUGAGAUCUUCCCGGACCGGGGCACGAACCCGUGUCCCCUGCAUAGGCAGGCGGACUCUCAACCACUGCGCCACCAGGGAAGCCCAAUGUACAUAAUAUUUAUGUGAAUCUAAGAAUCUGUCACAAUAGAAAAGGGUAGGAAUUAUAGUUGGAGAGCGUGUAGGGGAAUACAAAUAUUUAAACCCCAAAUGUUUUAUUCUUAUCUCCGCUAAUUUUUUUUUUUUGCAGAAAAAGCUAAAAACUGUAAUAAUUACUGUGUUUACUUAUUUAUACCUUUAAGUUAGGCUUUUCGUACUUAUUUAUUUGAUUUUUUAGGAUGUUUGCUUUUAAUAUUGUAUUCUCUUGUGAAAACUAUAUGAAUAUUUAAAAAUAAAGUCCCUAAGAUAACACAUAUGUUUUUAAACAUUCACAAAUUAACAAUAAUUCUUUGAAUUUUUAUUAGGUUUUUUGGCUCCGGACAACUCUUUAACUUUAGGAAUAUUUCUCAAUUUCCAGAUGACUUGUUAAUAAAAACAGGAAAAAUAUUAAGGUAACGUCAUCAAAUUUAUUCUUUUUAUUUUACCUUUCUCCUUUGUUGAUUGAUUUUAUUUUAUAUGUAUAGAAAUAACCUAGUUCUGCUUUGUCACCAGCAGUGUGUAGGUUUCUGUACAUAUGGAAAUUUGGUAGGGAAUUAAUGUGGAGGUUUUCCUCCUAUGAAAGGACUCCCAUUUUAUUUUAUGUUCAAAAUCAUAAAAUGCACUUUUGUUUUACAACCUCUGAAAUGACUAAAUAUUGCCCUUUGGAAAACCUGAGUCUUUGCACGUGUUAUUUCCAGAGUCUACCUCAGUCAAACAGGCUUAGUUUUAGGUGCGAAUGAAUUGAAACCAUAUUGAAAUUCAGUUCGUCAUCUCUACUAUACCUAUAUGUUCGUCUAAGCGCUUCCUUCUCUCUCCUCUCUCACUCACUUUUUUUUAACACUGAAAUUUCACUUGAAAAUAUUUGUUGUUCUUCCUCUGGGAAAGCCGUAUAUUCCAAGUGAAGCCUCUACAGAAUAUCUGGGUGAGUCUUCCCCUCCUUGUUGGGACAGCUUCAUCACUCGAUGUUCCUCUUGUCAGGGAGUGGUUUCAAACACAACACACCUCCCGUUCUCUCAUAGCUUCAUAAAUACAAACUCAUGUGACAGCAUUAAAAGUCUCGGGACCUAACUGUUCCUGUACAAGGACCUAAGUACUUCAUGGAAACACACCGAGGUGGACACGUGACAUGUCUGUUCACACGGCAGCAGGGCAGUGGGCGUCGCCUUCGGUUAACAUUGUGCGGACACAGUGUCCAGCGAGAUCGCUAUGUGCUGUAAGUGUUUUGUUAAGAUUUUUGUUUCAGUGUCUGUCUCCCAGUAUUUUGAACCUAAUUUAAAGAAAAAGACGUUUCCAAAUUGUAUGUAUUAAAUGUGCUUUUCCUUACAUUUUGUGCGGCUACAUCACUAGCUUCAUGAGCUUAGCUGUGUCUGUGCAUAGGUUGUAGUUUGGUAAUAAAUUUCUAGAGUGUG
Messenger RNA from Globicephala melas (long-finned pilot whale), 6950 nucleotides. It is a transcript of the gene KATNAL1, whose product is annotated as katanin catalytic subunit A1 like 1. Gene Ontology annotation, cellular component: microtubule cytoskeleton; microtubule. Lineage: Eukaryota; Metazoa; Chordata; Mammalia; Artiodactyla; Delphinidae. Gene Ontology annotation, molecular function: ATP binding; ATP hydrolysis activity; microtubule binding. Gene Ontology annotation, biological process: microtubule severing. The record is from RefSeq and is a predicted model, not a curated record.